Messenger RNA from Ahaetulla prasina, 3922 nucleotides. It is a transcript of the gene MAPK15, whose product is annotated as mitogen-activated protein kinase 15. Gene Ontology annotation, cellular component: nucleus; cytoplasm. The transcript is spliced from 14 exons. Gene Ontology annotation, molecular function: MAP kinase activity; ATP binding. NCBI's taxonomy places the organism in Eukaryota, Metazoa, Chordata, Lepidosauria, Squamata, Colubridae. The coding region runs from base 120 to 1865 and encodes 581 amino acids. Gene Ontology annotation, biological process: protein phosphorylation; intracellular signal transduction. The record is from RefSeq and is a predicted model, not a curated record.
GGAGGAGCCUCGGGGAUGUCAGAGGGGAGGCCGCUUCCGCUGGGGAGAGGACCGCGCGUGCGGGGGCCGGCCGUUGCCAGGGCAACCGCAUCUAGCAGCGGCAGCUGCCGGGCUGGAGGAUGAGCGGGGUGCCGGCCGAGGUGGAGGAGCCGGUGGCGCGGCGCUACGAGAUCAAGCGGCGGCUGGGCAAGGGGGCCUACGGGAUCGUGUGGAAGGCGACGGAGCGCCGGACAGGGGACAGCGUGGCGGUUAAGAAGAUCUUCGACGCCUUCCGCAACCGGACCGACGCCCAGAGGACCUUCCGGGAGAUCCUGUUCCUCCAGGAAUUUGGAGGGCAUCCGAACAUCAUUCAGCUCCUGAAUGUCAUCCGGGCUCAGAAUGACAAGGACAUUUAUCUGGUUUUCGAAUCCAUGGAGACAGACUUGCAUGCAGUGAUCAAGAAGGGAAAUUUACUGAAAGAUAUUCAUAAGUGCUACAUCCUGUACCAGCUCUUGAAAGCCACCAAAUUUAUCCACUCGGGAAAUGUUAUUCACAGGGACCAGAAGCCUUCCAACAUCUUGCUGGACAGGGACUGCUUUGUGAAGUUGUGUGAUUUUGGACUGGCUCGUUCCCUGGGCCAGAUUGAAAAAGAUGAAGGCAACCCUGCACUUACUGAGUAUGUUGCUACUCGCUGGUACCGAGCCCCUGAGAUCCUGCUUGCAUCAAAAUGUUAUACCAAGGGGGUGGACAUGUGGAGCAUCGGCUGCAUCUUGGGAGAGAUGCUCCUGGGGAAGCCUCUGUUCCCAGGAACGUCCACCGUCAACCAGAUAGAGCAGAUCCUGCGUGUUAUUCCUCCCCCCAGCCCAGAAGAUUUGGAGGCCUUUCAUUCUGACUACCGAGCCUCAGUUAUCAACCAUGUGAGCUGCCAGCCCCAGCUGUCCCUGGAGGAGCUCAUGCCUGCCUCCACCCCUGCCCAGGCCCUGGAUCUUCUGAAACGGCUCUUGGUAUUUAACCCCGAGAAGCGGCUAACGGCAGAGGAGGCGCUGGAGCACCCCUAUGUGCAGAGGUUCCACUGUGCUGCCAAAGAGCCUGCUCUCGACUACAGUGUGACCCUCCCUCUGGCUGAUGAUGUGCAGCUCUCCGUGGCUGAGUAUCGCAAUCGAGUUUAUGAGUUAAUCUUGGAAUGGAAGGCCAGUAGUCAAGCUCAGAAGCAGCUCCUUCAGGGAGUUCCUCUUCCGUCUGGUUCCACAGAUGCCAGUUCCCCUCUCAGAGCCCACUGUCCGAUGAAGGGAGGGACACAGCCUCUUCCAUCCUAUGGGUCUCCUCCACCUCUUGUGGCAGCUUCCCAGCGGAGAGCAAAUGAGUCAAGGAACCCUUGCCCAAAGCCAAAGUUCAGCUCCACAAUCUGCAGUCCUACUGUUAAUGCAGCUGCCCAAAAUUUCCUGCCUGCUGGCAACGUGGCGAUGGGUCCGCCUCCCUCCCGCCUUCGGCAGUAUCGGAGAGCAGCGGACACCUCCGCUAUUUGGGACGUGCCGAAGGGGCCGGGGGCAAAAAGCCAGGCUGCGUCCCCCUUCAAGCCUCUUUCGUUACUCAGCCAGGCUCAGGAAGCAGCCCUCAACCAGCAUCUGAUGAGGAAGGGAGGCGUUCCCAGCAGGGCUGCCACAGGGCUGAAUCCACAGAACCCUGAAUCCCGUGGCAGGGAAGCUCAUUUCUUUCUGAAGCCAUGCAAGAAAAUGUUCCAGGUUACAGCAAACGUCGGAAUAGCUGGUGACCCCAAGGCCCACCUGGGCAGCUACUCCCAGUCCUAUGGGACCAUCUGCAAGUCUGCCCUCCAGAAUCUGCCUGUUUCUCACCCAGUGCUUGCCCUCAGCCCCCAGCAGCUCUGAACGUGGCCUCUGGUCACCUGCAGUAGGGAGGGAGGCAGGCAGGCAUGCCUCCUCCUCCUCCUGGCUCCCUAGGGCAGGCAGAGGGUGCCACUCAGUCGCAUCUGUUUUGAGCCGUCAUGACCCAAAAUUACUGGGAUCCACCAAGAGAGAAGGAAGCCUUGGGUAACGUGAGCCAUUGCCUGGUUCUAGCCAAGUUACCGGUUUUUUUAAACACCGCAGCUAGCCAGCCUGUGUGUUGAUCUCACAAUCAAAGCAAGCCUCCCUCUCUCCGAAAAAGCUUCUGAGAUAAAAGCCUUUACAUGAAUUAAAAUCGGCAGUGCCUAUUUUUUAUUUAGCGUAGGCUGGGUUUUGAACCCCAGGCACUGGGUGGGUCUUAACCAAUGGUGAAAUCCAAUUUUUUUUACUACCAGUUCUGUGGGUGUGGCUUGGUGGACAUGGCUUGGUGGGCGUGGCAGGGGAAGGAUAUUGCAAAACCUCCAUUCCCAUCCCAGAGGUGGUAUCUGCCGGUUCUCUGAACUGCUCAAAAUUUCCACUACCAGUUCUCCAGAACCUGUGAGAACCUGCUGGAUUUCACCCCUGGUCUUGACCACGGAGCUAGUUCCCAGCUGGAGUCCCUGCCCAGCUGCGGAUCAUCUGCUGUCUGCUUCCCAGGACCUUUUCUGAAGAGCUCUGCUGUGUUUUCUCCCAUCUGAUCCUGCAGGAGCCCCAGGCCCAUGGGAGGCUGGGAGAGGGAUCUCAGAACAUGUGGGGGGGGGGGCAUUUAGCCAGGGAUGUCUUUAUGAGUCCCCUUCCUCAAUAAUGCCAUUGUUGCCCCCUACUGGCACCUGCAUGGGAAUCAACCCCAGGCAUGAUGGAGAGAAGCGGCCUAGAGAUCCCUACAGCGGGAAGGGGUCAUGUAGGCUGAAGACCAGUGCUAUCUUCUGUCUGGGAAUGGGUGGAGGCCAUUUAAACCCAUACAGCACAGCGAAGGCAGUCCUCUCUCUGGGUCAUUGGCUCCAGUGCUCAGUUGCUAAAGUCACAUUUCAUAAUGGCUGUCUUGCUGUGGAUAAAUGGCCUUGGGGGCUCUUUUUAUAUCCAAAGAUCACUCAGAAAUCAUUUUAUGGCAGGAUAGACCACUGUCCAGACCUCUGCUCUCCAGCAGUGCAUGGCCCUGGCUUUCCUGUCACCUGUGCAGCCAGCCGGAAACAGGGUCCUUUCAGCUGAGAGGCCACAGCGCACUCCAUUGGGGCGGGCGGGGGGGGGGGGGGUGCUGUGGUUCUGGCAAGGAGGAGAAAGGAUCCCAGAUGGUCCCGGCCUAGGAGAGCUGGAAAUCAGGUGGCCAAGGGGGAGAAGAAGUGUCAAGGAACAAACUACCUUACCUUCCUACAAACUGGACGUGUUUAGUCUAAAGAAGCAAAGACCACAGACGCUCUUCCAAUACUUGGACAUCAGGGAAGUUGCUCCUGAGGGCGGGAGGAGGCUUACAGAGGGAGAUCCAAGCACAAAAUGAGGAAUUUCUGGCCCAGCUUCCUGAAGAUCGGAAUGGGACAACUUGCAGGUGUCUCACCUCUGCCGACUCACCAUGGAACAAUUCAAUGCAGGUUUAACACAAGAGAGGGAUAAGUGAAUGGUGCACACCAUGCUCUAGCUCACCCCAAACUUGAGGGUUUCUAACUUGAGAAGUAAUAGUAAUAGACUUAUAUACCACUUCACAGUUCUUUACAGUCCACUCUAAGUGGUUUACAGAGUCAGCCUCUUGCCCCCAACAAUUUGGGUCCUGUCACCAACCACGGAAGGAUAGAAAGCUAAGUCAACCUUGAGCUGGUCAAAAUCAAGCCUCUGGCAAUGGGUUCAGCCUGCAAUACGGCAUUCUUGCCACUGUACCAACAGGCCUCACAGUGGUGAGAAGAUUCAAAGCUAAAGUGAGACGAGGCACGCUGCAAUUCAUUGUCCCUCUUGAGUUAUCCAGCAUUGAAUUGUGCCAUGGUGAGUUGUCCUAAACCCUCUGGAAAUGACGGAGGUGCUCUAAGAACGGGCUCUUGGAAACCUGGUGGUCCAUUUCUAUAAUAUGCGCUUGC